Molecule: messenger RNA, 2859 nt
Organism: Balaenoptera ricei (Rice's whale)
Lineage: Eukaryota; Metazoa; Chordata; Mammalia; Artiodactyla; Balaenopteridae
Gene: ENDOU
Product: endonuclease, poly(U) specific
Exons: 6
Coding region: 455-988 (177 amino acids)
Molecular function (GO): RNA endonuclease activity
Source: RefSeq, a predicted model, not a curated record
GGCGCCUGACUGCAGCCCCUCUUCCCCGCUGCUGGCUUCUGGAAGGUGCCCAGGAGGGGAUGCACACAGACAGCUGCUUGCCCCCUGGCCUCCCUCGGGCUCCGAAAUAUCCCUCCCCCAAUUCCUCCCAGAGGGCUUCUCCCACAUCAGCGAUGCCAUAACCAAGGAGGAACUGCAGAGCACCUCUGAGAAGAUCUAUAGGGCAGACACCAACAAAGCCCAGAAGGCAGACAUUGUUCUCAAUAGCCAAAACUGCAUCUCGCCCUCGGAGACCAGCGACCAAGUAGACCGCUGCCCAGAGCCGCUCUUCACGUAUGUCAAUGAGAAGCUCUUCUCCAAGCCGACCUACGCCGCCUUCAUCAACCUCCUCGACAACUACCAGCGGGCCACGGGCCACGGGGAGCACUUCACAGCCCAGCAGCUGGCUGAGCAGGACACCUUCCUCAGAGAGGCCAUGAAGACGGCCGUCAUGAAGGAACUCUACGGCUUCCUCCACCAGCAGAACCGCUACAGCACAGAACAGGAGUUCGUCAACGACUUGAAAAACAUGUGGUUUGGGCUGUAUGCAAGAGGCAAAGAAGAGAGGGACUCAGGUGGCUUUGAACAUGUCUUCUCAGGUGAAGUCAAAAAAGGCAAGGUCACUGGCUUCCAUAACUGGAUCCAAUUCUACAUGCAGGAGAAGGAGGGCCUCGUGGACUACUACAGUCACAUCUGUGACGGGCAUUGGGAUUCUCACCCCCACGUGCUGGCCUUGCAGUUCAGCUGGGACGGCUACUACAAGGAAGUGAGUUCAACUUUCAUCGGCAGCAGCCCCGAGUUUGAGUUUGCACUUUACUCCCUGUGCUUCAUCGUCAGGCCAGGCAAAGUGUGCCAGUUAAGCCUGGGUGGACAUCCCUUGGCCAUCCAGACCUAUACCUGGGACAAGUCAACCUACGGAAAUGGCAAGAAGUACAUCGCCACAGCCUACGUGGUGUCUUCUACCCAAUAGAGCUUCGAGCUAGAAAGGGGCAUGAGGGCAGUGAGAGCUCUAGUCGGACUGAGAUUCUAUUUGCUCUGCGCUGGAGGGGGAGGGAAUGGAGGAGACUGGGAGGGACUCCCCAAUCCAGAAACGCCCAUAUGAGAAAGAGAGAAAAGAUACAAAUUAGAGAAACAGUCAAAUCUUUGUCCUCCAGUAUUUUGGAAACAGAAAGUGGGGACCCUCAAUAGCUCUUUGCCCUGCUGGGAGGUGGAACCGUGAAUAAGUCCUUGAGGUCUCCAGGCCUCAUGUUUCCUUUUAAUGCAAAGGGAAGGGGUUUGCCCCAUUUCUUCUUUUGGGGGUUGGUGAGAAGGCAAACCUGAUGACAUUCUUACGGUGAAGAUGUUUUCAAUUGUUCUUAGGAAGAAUGGCUGAUAGAAAUUCAAGGUUACCCUAAUGGCUGUUAUUGUACACAGCUCUGCAAACUGUAAUCACCCCCAUACUGGGGCCUCAAAGAAAUCAGGCUAUGGAGAUCAAGGGUGGGUAUUUGGUCUUUUCUAGGGUUAGAGCCUCUCAGAACAGGGUCUGCGAGAGGGUAACGGCUGAUGCAGUGAGUAGGCUGGAGCGGCAGUGGACUCCUCCAGGCCUGAUUUUUUUGUAGUCAGCUAGGUAACUGCAACAAGAAACUUCCUAAUUGUGGAUAUUUAGUGCAGUUACAGAGCUGUAUUUUGAUUCCAAAUAGUUUGUAAAAGAGUUCCCCUCAUAGGAGGAAGAUUUUGCAUCAGAAGAAGAAAGGAACCUAUAGCUUGGUGUCACUAACAUAAUUAUUUUAAGUCUAAUUCAGCAGCCAUAAUUUGCAUAACUUCUUAGGAUGGAAGACAGGGAGACUGGGGCUCCCUAUUCCAACUCAAUUAUGCCUUUCUCCCCUAAUCACAUUGGGAACCAGAUGCUGUCCCACAGGGCAAGGCUUGAACUAUGCUUUAGAGUCUUGAGUCUCAAGUCAUUUAAGAAAGCUUGAAAUGUGUCUCUUCUUUGCAUAUGGCCCCCCCACAACUGUCUGUCUCCCAGCCUUUUCCGUGGAGCAGAGCUGGGAGUGAUGCUUCUGGCUUUAGUGGCUCUUUGGGAUGACCUGGAGGAUGUGGUAUCUUGGUAAAGUUCCUGACUCACCUAGUCUCUCUAGCUGAGAUGGGUGGAGAACUCACCUGGUGGACUUGUAACGUGAAGGGUGGAAGGAGAGCCCUUCCCGCUUCUGGUUCCACAUAUAAGGAACCUGGAAGUCACCAUUCCAUCCUAACAAGUAAAAACUGAACAGGGUGAAAAACCAACAAUUCUUCUUGGAUCUGUAAGACAGGGGAGAACACAGGCAAACUGCUGCCCUCAAGACUGGAAAGACAGGUGAAUGUAGGAAGACACAGAAACCAGUGCUGGGGUAGAAAAACCUGAACUGUAAUUGAUAAUUGCUGGAGGUUCAGUACAGUUGACUCUGAGAGUUAAAAACUCCAGGGGGCCCAGUCACAGGGUGCCUGCACAAUGUUGUGAAAUUUACCUCCGGGAGCCCUCAGCCUUCCAGCACAGGUGUGAGAAAAGAAACCAUUCUGAAAUACUCCAGAGCAUUCUGUCCUUCUUAACAAAGUCUGCCCUGAGGGGAAGCUAGUUAGCCAGAGCCUAAGCUGCUGGGGUAUCGUCAGAGCCUAACUGACAGGAAGGGAGAGACCCAACUCUGGCCUUCCACGUAGGAGAAGAGAAUUACCCAACUCCAGUCCCCUUCUAGCCAUCCUCUCCACACAAGCGGGGAGAAACACUUGUGAAGUUCACAGUACAGAGGCGUAGGCUGCCUGAAGGACAGACCUACAGAGGACUACAGAAUGCUUUCCCUCCCCUCACACCUCACCACCCCAUUAUUA